GCUCCCAGGAGGAGCCUGCUGGACACUGUUGCUGUGCACAGGAAAGGGUGCAUGUAAUAUAGUAUUUGUGAGAUUUUUUUUAAUCUAUUAUAUACCCCAAAGGAGAACACCUUUUUCAGCGAUACCACAACACAUUUCUGCUUUAAGAAACAUGCAUUCAAAUUUGACGUCUUUAUGAUUAAGUAAACGAUCACAAGCAGUAGAAGUUGAGGUUGAAUAAAAUCCCUACUCUCAUAAUUUCAAUACAAUUACUAGGAGACGAGGGCCAUUCCACGACAGACCUAAAAUACAGACAUUUAACAUGCGACAACACGACGGACGUGCAUCUGACGGCAGCGCUGACGCGCGUUCUCGACGAUGAGCAUGUGACACUUCCAUCCGGGACACCGCCGGGGACUCACUCUCCAUCAUGGCGGCGUCAGCUAAGAAGAAGAGUAAGAAGGGGAAGACUCUCACCCUAACAGACUUUCUUGCAGAGGAUAGUGGUGGCAGCAUCCCCCCUAGCUAUGUACCCACCAAGCCCACAAGCUGGGCAGAUGAGACAGAUGACCUGGAAGGAGAGGUUUCGACUUCCUGGCACACAGAGGAUGAUUUUUACCGGGCCCCACCCAUUGACCGCUCCAUCCUGCCCACUGCCCCUCGAGCUGCACGUGAGCCCAACAUUGACCGGUCACAGCUUCCCCGCAACCCCCCAUACACGGCGUUUCUUGGGAACCUGCCCUACGAUGUUACAGAAGACUCAAUCAAGGACUUCUUCCGUGGACUCAGUAUCAGUGCUGUGCGGCUGCCCAGGGAGCCCAGCAACCCGGAGCGGCUGAAGGGUUUUGGCUAUGCUGAGUUUGACGAUGUGGAAUCGCUUCUGCGCGCCCUCAGCCUCAAUGAAGAGAACUUGGGGAACCGUAGGAUCCGCGUGGACAUUGCAGAUCAGUCCAACGAAAAAGAAAGAGAUGAUCGUUCCAUGUCUGGGCGAGACAGGAAUAGAGGUGACAGUGGCCCUGACAAGACAGACUCUGACUGGCGGGCUCGCCCAUCUAUGGACGUAGAUGACGGGCCUCGGAGGGACGACUUUGGAGAACGGCCUCGUGAGCGCUACGAGUCAGACCGGUACCGCGAUGGACCUCGGAGGGACGACCGCUAUGAUGGGGGCAGAGACCGAUACCGCGAUCGGUACGAUGACCGGGACCGCAGAGACUUUGACAGAGGCUUUGAUUCCCGCAGUGGGGGUCGUCGUCCCUUUGGCAGCGGGUUCCGACGAGAUUAUGAUGACCGACGCGAUGAUUACCGGGGCAGUGGGGAUCGCUAUGGUGAUCGCUAUGGUGACCGUGAUGACCGGUACGAAAGGCGGGAUGACCGCCGAGAGGAAAGAGGCCCUCCACAGCGGCCCAAGUUGAACCUAAAGCCCCGCAGUGUGCCCAAGGAGGAAGACCAGGGUGGAGCUCCCUCCACCCAGACAGGCCGUGCUGCCUCCAUCUUUGGUGGGGCCAAGCCUGUGGAUACAGCAUCCAAGGAGCGCGAGGUGGAAGAGAGGCUCCAGAAGGAGCAGGAGAAGCUGCAGAGACAGUUGGAGGAGGAUAAGGGUAGGGCAUCAGAGCGCAAGCCUCGUGAAAGGCACCCCAGCUGGCGCACCGAGGACCAGCCUGCAGAGCGGUCCCGCACCGGCAGUGAGUCUUCACAACCUGGCAGCACUACCGGCAGAGGCUCCCGGCGCAGGGAGAGUGAGCGUUCUGUAGAGAAUGAGGUGUUUAGUGGCCGAGAUGAUGACCCUCCAUCCCCGGGAACCCGGCCUCCGCCCUCCAAGCAGGAUGCACUGCCACUGAAGGUGGUACCUGCACCGCCACCCAAGGAGAAUGCCUGGGCCAAGCGCAGCGCUGUCAGCAGUGGUUCUACUGAGCUUGAGAGCCGCUCUCCCACCUCUCCUAGCAGCCAGGGCCCCCCCAAACUCACCAGUUCGAGUUCAGUGGAUGAAAAACUGUCUCAACGAGGUAAAGAUGAGAACAAAGCAGAUGGUGCACGUCGGGACCGGGGCCCAGCGCGGGGGCGAGGUGGACCGGCAGGGCCCGGAGCAGGCCGGGGCCGAGGAGACACACCCAGCAAAGAUCGGCGGAAGGAGCCCGACAGAAAGGACAGCCGACGAGAGCGGGAUUCCAAACCAGCACCAGAGCCAAAGAAGUACGAGGAAUCUCCCAGUCCUAAAUUCAGCUCUGCUAGUAAGUAUGCAGCAUUGCUCAUGGAUGGUGAACAAGAAGAUGACAUAGAGGACAGCGUUGAAUAAAACAGCAGGAAGAAAAAAGGAUGAAGUAAAAAGAAGAGAAACAAAUCCAGUCUCCAGCAGGAACCGCACCAGACCCAUCCCCCGUGUUCCCCAGACACCCCCAGACAGAAGCCCAGCCCACAACUCAUCAGGACUGGACGUAAAAAUAGAACAAUAAAGGACUUCUUUUAAAAUGGAAAAAAAAAGGAAUGGAAAAUUGAAUAAUAAUUAUAAUAAAUAAAAAGUGGGGAAAAAUUGAAAUGAUUGCUUC
Molecule: messenger RNA, 2522 nt
Organism: Scleropages formosus (Asian bonytongue)
Lineage: Eukaryota; Metazoa; Chordata; Actinopteri; Osteoglossiformes; Osteoglossidae
Gene: eif4ba
Product: eukaryotic translation initiation factor 4Ba
Exons: 15
Coding region: 410-2272 (620 amino acids)
Molecular function (GO): RNA binding
Source: RefSeq, a predicted model, not a curated record